CUAACCUCCCGAUAUGAAAUGACCCAACGUACAUCCCCCUGUAUGUCUUGCCAGUGUUUGCAAAUUUCACUCAAGCUUUUGGUUGAAUUGCCCUCCAGUGGUCGAGAGUCAGUGCGCCCGUCAACGGUCAUGCCGCGGGAUCUUUGUGGGGCGCCGUUAAGCGGCGCGGUUCUACUAACCUACACAGGAUGUGAAAGUGGACCUAUGAAGGCUAUACAACCCCGAGUCGCCAAUUGCAAACGGCAUUGCUGUCAUGAAUCAGACAAUGGUACGAAUGUGGUGCCAAUGAAAAGGGCCCACAGACGAAGCCGCGCGCCGCUCAUCCCAUUUGGCACGGCUUUCGUUUAUUUGCCUGUUGCUUUCGCUCUCUAUUACGUUGCUUGGAUUGUCUACACUCGCACUCUUCACCCUCUUCGAAAGAUCCCCGGGCCGAUAUGGCCUUCCAUUUCGCGAACGUGGCUCAUGUGGAGGAUGCAUGUGGGAGACCUCGAGAUAGAGUUGCGCAAAGCGCACGAUCAAUAUGGCCCUCUGGUUCGCAUUGCUCCGGAUGAGGUCUCUUCAGGGAAUCCCGCCGACAUUCCAACCAUGUAUCGCGUACAGAAGCCGCUGGAAAAGACUGUGUGGUACUUGCCAUGGCGCGCCUUUCCUGCUUUCCACGAGCGUCCGGACAUGUUCACCACACUGCUCGGCAAGGACCAUGCCGCCUAUAAGAAGAUUAUUGCAGGAACUCUUACCAUGAGCAGCAUCCUUCGCAAUGAAGAUAAGAUGGACGAGUGUCUUCUGCUGUUCCUCAAUCGCAUGGGUGAAUUCGCGGAUCGUGGAACUAGUUUUGACUUUGGUUUCUGGCUAGAAAUGUAUGCAUUCGAUAUCAUAGGUGCCGUCUUCUUUGGAAACCAGUUUGGCUUCCUAGAGAACCGCCAUGACCAUGGCAACUACAUUAAAUCGGUCCAUCGUGCCAUGCCCUUCUUAUCCGUCGUAACCAUGACUCCCACGUAUCUUCGAUUCCCCAUUAUGGCCUGCGCUGUCGCUGUUCCCGAACUACUCAAGGCUGUAAUCGCCGUCGACGGUAUAAGAAAAGUCGCUAUUAAGAAUACCAAAGAACAGAUGAAAGCGGCGGAAGAAGCUACUUCGAAGCGGCAUGAUGUUCUAUCGCAGAUGCUCACCAUCGUGCACGAGAAAGGCGACAAAGUCAAUUUCACCGAAGCGAACGUCAUGGCAGAAAUGCAUGUGGGCGUAAUGGCUGGAGCUGAUAGCACAUCAAUCCUGCUCCGCUCCAUUUUCUAUUUCAUGAUGAAGCACCCCAACACUAUGGCAAAGGCCGUCGCCGAAGCCGAAGUCACUUUCACGAAUGGAGCGCUGAGCUGGCCACCAAAAUACCAAGAGGUCGUGACAUCCUGUCCGUACAUUUGCGCGGUGAUCAAGGAAGCCUCCCGGGUUUUCCCCAGCUUCGCCGUCCAGAUCCAGAGAUACUCGCCCCCUGAAGGCAUCAGCGUCGCCGGCACGUUCAUCCCACCGGGCUAUCGCGUUGGCAUGAAUCCGCACAUUGUGCAAAAGGAUAAGACCGUUUUCGGCGAAGAUGCUGAUCAGUUCAGACCGGAGCGAUGGCUUGCAAGUGAGAAAACCAAUCUCAUGAUGGAUAGGGCGUAUAUCUCAUUUGGUGUUGGAACGCGGCCUUGUGCUGGUAAGAAUCUUGCUCUCGCCGAGAUUCACAAACUUGUGCCCUGCAUGUUACGUAACUUCAACGUCAAGAUGGCACAUGAUCGACCGUGGAAAACACAUAAUGCGAGCUUCAUCGUGCAGACCGAUGUCAUUUGUAACAUCGAGCGCAAGCCUCUGUAGGAUUCUGAAUCAAAGUAGCUUCUC
Molecule: messenger RNA, 1863 nt
Organism: Periconia digitata
Lineage: Eukaryota; Fungi; Ascomycota; Dothideomycetes; Pleosporales; Periconiaceae
Source: the annotation of a GenBank genome assembly